Molecule: messenger RNA, 222 nt
Organism: Strongylus vulgaris
Lineage: Eukaryota; Metazoa; Nematoda; Chromadorea; Rhabditida; Strongylidae
Source: the annotation of a GenBank genome assembly
GCUCAAUGGGUUGACGAGCGCGAUGGUCCCAUCAGACAUGUGGAUGGGUUAAAAACGGAGGAGUUCCCUGGAAAAGACACGGUUGACAAGAUGUGGCGACAUGUAGUCGAGCUGUACGAUGAGUCUCCUGCUCUGGGAACACGUCAGCUGUUAGCAGUUCAUCACGAAAAGCAGCCAGAUGGACGAGUGUUUGAAAAGGUGAAAGAUCGUGUGCACUUUUAA